Molecule: messenger RNA, 630 nt
Organism: Helianthus annuus (common sunflower)
Lineage: Eukaryota; Viridiplantae; Streptophyta; Magnoliopsida; Asterales; Asteraceae
Exons: 1
Coding region: 1-630 (209 amino acids)
Source: RefSeq, a predicted model, not a curated record
AUGGCUUCUAACCUACACCCUGCAGUCACAGUUUCGAACUUCAAACAACUGUUUCCUGUCACCCUUGAUUUCGAAACCAGCCACUACACAACAUGGUCGGAGCUUUACAAAAUACAGUGCAAGGCUUAUCAAGUCUUCGAUCACCUUCAGCCGAAACCCGCAACAUCUUCUUCCGGAACAGACAACGGAUCUGACAAAGACAAAGACGCGGCCCAAACCGAGUCUUGGGAGCGGCUUGAUUCUAUAGUUCUGCAGUGGAUAUAUGGUACUAUUUCUACUAAUUUGCUUCACACCAUUCUCAAACCUAACACUACGGCUUAUGAUGCUUGGACGGCACUCGCCAAUCUUUUUCAAGAUAAUAAAGCUACCCGUAUUAUUGAUCUAAACAACAAGUUUGCUAAUACCCGCCUUGACCAGUUCUCUUCAAUGUCAGCAUAUUGCCAGGCCAUGAAGGUCAUCUUCGACCAAUUAACGAACGUUGGAUCUCCGAUAUCCGACGAGCAGCUUGUUUUACAGAUUCUCACCGGGUUGACAGAACAAUAUGAAGGAAUCGGCCUCCUCAUUCAACAAACCAAACCCCUACCAGAUUUCUAUGAAACCAGGUCCCGUUUGUGCAUGGCCGAAACCUAA